Molecule: messenger RNA, 1022 nt
Organism: Polyodon spathula (Mississippi paddlefish)
Lineage: Eukaryota; Metazoa; Chordata; Actinopteri; Acipenseriformes; Polyodontidae
Exons: 3
Coding region: 272-904 (210 amino acids)
Biological process (GO): sterol biosynthetic process
Cellular component (GO): endoplasmic reticulum
Molecular function (GO): sterol 24-C-methyltransferase activity
Source: RefSeq, a predicted model, not a curated record
AAGAGGCACGAUGGCUCUAAAGUGGAACAGUCACACCCAGGAAAGUUUAGCAGGUCUGCGUUUAUGGACACGCAAGACCUAACUUCAUGCCAGUGUAAGGCUGGCGUCAUCUCCGUAUUCAGCGCAGGUCGAAGUCCGCACGUAGCGGAGCGUCAGUAUGAACUGAAAUUAGACCGCUGAUUAUUUCCCGCAGCGAUACAUAAUCAAUCUGCCUACAGAGCAGAAGGCAGUUCUGUAACCCAGGACUGGCUCCUGCUGUCUUUGUGCAGGAAUGCUGGCGAGGAAGCUGACCCAGCAGCUGGGGCACCCCACACAGUCCCUGGGCGGCUGGCUGGUAACCAAGUUCCUGGAGAGGCGGAACCGCGCCCUGGAGGAGAGAGCGGUGAGGCUGUGCGAGAUCCAGCCCGACAGCACGGUUCUGGAGGUGGGCUUCGGGCCGGGGCUGGGUCUGCAGGAGGCGGUACAGUACCUGACCGACCCCAGGGGGAAGCUGCUGGGGCUCGAUUGCUCGGAGUACAUGCACAAGGUGGCCAGUGAGAGGCUGCGGGAUCACAUCGCCUCGGGGAAGGUGCGUCUCUUCCAGGGCAGCGUGGAGUCCAUCCCACUGCCUGCCUGCUCCGUGGACAAGGUGUACCACUGCAACUGCUACUACUUCUGGCCUGACCUGCGAGCCGGGAGCGCGGAGCUGCACAGGGUGAUGAAACCAGGAGCCCUCAUGGUGACGACCCUCAACAUGGCCUCCCUCAAAGAGGUUGUGUCCUGCGGGGUCCUUCAGGACAAGAAGUGGCCGCCCGAGCCCUACAUGGAGGCCCUGCGCUCUGCUGGGUUCACUGAUGUCCGAUUGGAGGAGAAGCAGAACAAGGGGCGGGACUUCCAGGCCAUCUUUGCCACUGCUGCAAAGUGAAGGCGGCGGGCUUGGUUGGUGCAGGUGUGGGUGUUAGUGUGGGUCACCCAGAAAUGUCCCAGUCGAAUCACUGGUAUAUUAAUGAACACCCAUCAACAGUAAAAACAUCCUCACUGCU